AUGGCGAAGGACUUGGAUGAUAAAGUUGAAUCUAAGUCAACUACCAUACCGAAAACUUAUCAAAGAUUUAUGGCAAAAAAUGCGCAAAAUAAGGCAGCCCGACUUCCCUCAAAAAUCAUAUUUGAGAUUUGUAGCUAUCUUCAUCCUAAAGAUCUUUAUUCAUUAGCGUCUGUGUGUAAAAGGUAUAGGUCAUUAUUAUGGUCAAAAAAACCUGCCACUCAAGAAGUUUGGAAAAAUUCAAGAAUUCAAUCUUUUUCUCUUCCAACUUUUCCUCCACCCGAUGGAAUGUGCGAACAACAGUACAAUUGGUUGUUGGCUGUAACACAAAAAUGUCAAUAUUGUGGGGAAAAAGAUAUGUUUAAAUUAGCCUUACACUGGGAAUUUUCGUCAUAUUGCUUCGACGAAUGGAAAGUACCUGAACAAAUAUUACUUUGUCUAGUGCCACUUCAAUCCCCACCGCAGCCAAGAAAAACAUAUUACUUGAUUUCUGAUGUAAUACAAACAAUCAAUGAAUUUCACGAAUUACCUGAAACUAUUAACGGAGACGAAUGGCUUGAAGAAACACAAGAAGCAGCUUUACAAAAAACUAGAAUUUGUGAAAGAUAUAGAGUGCAACUUGAAUUAAUUAGAUAUAGUAAGAGAGAGAGGGUUCAAAGAAUAUUAAGGAGAGGUGGAAGAAGCGCGAAUCAACUUUAG
Molecule: messenger RNA, 696 nt
Organism: Diversispora eburnea
Lineage: Eukaryota; Fungi; Glomeromycota; Glomeromycetes; Diversisporales; Diversisporaceae
Source: the annotation of a GenBank genome assembly